AUUGCUUACAGCUGUACACAUUGACGGAGUUUCGUUUUCAGUCGAAAAAUAUAUUUAAUCUAACUUUACAUUAAAAGUUAAGAACUCUGAACCAUAAUCAGUAUUAUACGUUUUAUUGGAGUAUAUACCAUUCGCCUAUACUCGCAUAUUAAUAGCCACUGGACAGCGUUUACCAAGCGUUUUAAAGUGCAAACUAAUAUUUGUCGGUGUGAAAUGCGCAUGCAUUCAUAACCGGAGGUUUUUGUGUUUUUAAUGAGCAUUUAAGAAGAGUCGCAUACUAUGGCAGAUGGAGCUGUGGUGUUCGGAUCGGGUUUAAACUCAAGUUGUAUGGCCUCUCGAGCGAAGAAAGUCAACAAUAACAAUAGCAUUUCAUCAGCAGCGAACAUGAGGAGGAAGACCCGACAGAGUAACAGAAGAGACAUUCACAACCGGGUUGUGUUAGAGAAGGUCUUGGGCAUCACUGCCUGCAGCAGCAGUGCUUUAACAUGUGAUCCUAACACUGGUUUAGUGGCAUAUCCAGCAGGUUGUGUUGUUGUCAUCCUGAGCCCGAAGAAAAACAAACAGACUCACAUAUUUAACGCAUCUAGGAAAACCUUCAGCGCUUUGGCUUUCUCGCAGAAUGGAAAAUAUUUGGUCACUGGUGAGAGCGGGCACAUGCCCUGUGUGCGGGUAUGGGAUGUGGCAGAGCGGACGCAGGUGGCAGAGGUCCAGUGCCAUAAGUACGGGGUGGCGUGUGUAGCUUUUUCCCCCAAUGGGAGCUAUAUAGUGUCUGUGGGAUACCAGCAUGACAGGACCGUCAGCGUUUGGGAGUGGAAGAAGGGGACAGUUAUCGCAUCCAAUAAGGUGUCCAGUCGAGUGCUCGCCGUCUCUUUUUCCGAGGACAACAGCUAUUUUGUAACGGCAGGGAACAGGCAUGUUAAGUUCUGGUAUCUAGAUGCAUCGAAGGAGAGGAGGGUGAACAGCACCGUGCCUCUGAUUGGUCGUUCGGGGUUGCUAGGGGAACAUCAGAACAGUCAGUUUUGUGGUUUGGCUUGUGGUCGUGGCGCUAUGGCCAGCAGCACUUACUGCAUCACACGCACGGGUCUGCUGUGCCAGUUUAACAGCAACAGACAACUGGAUUCCUGGGUUGACCUAAAGACCACAUCAUCCCAGUGCUUGUCGGUGAGCGAGACGUUUGUUUUUUGCGGUUGUGCGGAUGGCACGGUGCGUGUGUUCAGCCCAAAGGACCUUCAUUAUAUCACCACUCUCCACCGGCCACAUUGCUUAGGAGUGGAUGUGUCUCAAGGCAUCCAGCCGGGGCAUCUGUUUGGGGCAAAUCCUGAAGCUCAGUAUCCGGAUACCUUGGCUUUAACAUUCGAUCCUGUGACGAAGCACUUGACGUGCGUGUAUAAUGACCACAGCGUAUACGUAUGGGAUGUGAGAGAGAUUCAAAAUGUCGGGAAGGUCUACUCUGCCCUCUAUCACAGCAGAUGUGUUUGGAGUGUGGAGGCCUAUCCUGAGCUAGAAGAUUCUUCAGCGGCGUGUUUGUCGCCCGGCUCGUUCCUCACCUGUUCCUCAGAUAACACCAUUCGCCUGUGGAAAAUUGAGUUGCCGCAGGGUCACAGCCAAGGGCUCGCUCAUCGGCACAACCUUUACAGUCAGGAUCUCAUGAGGAUUGUGAAUGUGGAUGAAGACACACAAUACCUCAAAGCCGAGGCUGAGAAAGCUGAGGGAAGCAACCAGGAUGGUAAAUCUGGCAUCAGGGUGCUGGAAAUCAGUCCCGAUGGCCAACAUCUGGCUGCUGGGGACCGCAGCGGGAACUUGAGAAUUUUUGGCUUGCAGUUUAUGGACGAGCUGGUGAAAAUCGAGGCCCAUGAUUCCGAGGUCUUGUGUCUGGCCUUCUCGCCUAAUGAGACUUGUUUGCGUCUGUUGGCUUCAGCAAGUCGUGAUCGACUCAUUCAUAUUUUCGACAUGGAGAAGAACUAUAACCUCGUACAGACAGUUUACGAUCAUUCAGCCUCCAUCACAGCCAUCAAGUUCACAGGACUGACCUCGGAUGUGUGUAUGGUCAGCUGCGGCGCUGAUAAAAGCAUUUACUUCCGAUCGGCUGAGAUGACCUCUGAGGGUUUGAACUUUUCACGAUCCCAUCACAUAGUAGAGAAGACGACUCUGUACGACAUGGACCUGGACGCCACACGCACACACACUGCCAUCGCAUGCCAGGAUCGUAACAUCAGAGUUUACAAUGUGAGGAGUGGAAAGAUGAAGAAGUGUUUUAAGGGCUCCCUGAAUGAUGAUGGGACUCUACUGAAGGUCCAUUUGGAUCCUUCAGGAAUGUUUCUGGCCACCAGUUGUUCAGACAAAAACAUCUGCAUCUUUGAUUAUGAGUCGGGGGAGUGCGUGGCCACUUUAUUUGGACAUUCAGAAAUUGUAACAGGUAUGAAGUUCAGCCAGGACUGUAGACAUCUUAUCACUGUAUCCGGUGACAGCUGUGUGUUUGUAUGGCGCUUGGACUCUCAGAUGACCAACUCCAUGAGGAAGAGGCUGGCGGAGAGGAAACAGCGAGCAGACCUGAGACUUCAGAGGGCUCCCAGCAAACAGCAAGCCAUCAGGAGAGAGACCUACAUCGCUGUGCCAUGUGUUUCUCUGCCUCACAUGGAGGAGGAAGAGGAGCACAGCCUGAUACCUGAACAUCAUACAGAAGAUGCUGCCGAGGACUGCAGAACUCCCGACAGGCUCGACUCUACCGAUGCCUCUCUAGAUGCUGUGGUGCUCCAAACCAAUGGCAAAAUGCCCAUGUGGGUGCGCAGACUGGGUGGAGGUGAGAAUGACAGUGGUGUAGCAAACAGAUCUCAGUAUCAGCCCCAGGGCCGCUGGGCGGUGCAGUCGGAUCCUCUAUCUAUCCGUACGGUACUGGAGAUGAAGAGCAUGCAGCUUCCUCUCUCACACACGCCAAGCAGAGCCAUGGGAGAGGAAGAGUUUGAGGAGGACUCGCGCUUCCACCCGCAAAGUUUAGACAGUCUGCUGGAUGAAGAUAUAGAUGAUGAUGAUGAUGAUAUGGAGGAGGAGAAGAUUUGCAGUGUGUCCAGAGAUGGUUUUAGCUCUUCACUUCAAGGAGCAGAAUUCACGCAGAUGCCAGAGGGAGACGAGACCUUUACUCCAGAGAUCAGCUCUCCGGAGAAGACCGGCUAUAUUUUGUACCCUGCCAACAGCACCGCCUUGUCUACUGGAGAAGGAGAGUUUGAUGUGAAAGCUCUGUGUGAGGGGGCAGAUGGUGACCCCAAUGAAGAGGAGCUAAGCCCAGAUAGUGCUUGUUCAGCUGAGAGCCCGGCCUCCCAUAGCGAUCAACCACACGACCUGGACACGGACUCCCUCAGUCACGUGAGCUCCACAGGAAGUUCAGGAGUUGAGGAGGAGGAGGAUGAAGAAGAACCUGGAACUCUGCUUCGCCACCACUUUGACACUCUGGCUGUGGCUGCUAAUGAGAACUUCAACACAGAUCUGAGCAGUCUGCUGCCCAAUACAGACAGUAACUUCCUCAAUCCACGUCUGAGUAUCUCCACACGCUUCCUCUCUCGAUUUCAGAGCCGCUUCCGUUCUAUAGGUGCCGGUAGCAGUGCUGUUUGCCGGCCAGCAGCGUGUCUGCCCAGUAUACCAGAUGAAUCCAGUGAUAGCUGUCAGACACUGGAUAGCACAAUGGAUAAAUCAAAGCUUUCAAGCAACAGCAGUGGCAUUGAUAGCAUUAAGGAAGACGGUGAGAAGAAAGUCCCCAAGAAACGUUCCUCGUUGUCUGGUCGGAAAUCUUGCCGCAGUUUGUCUAUGUUACGCUGGAAAACCGCUCUGGGAGAAAUCACAAACAAGACCAUUCAGUCUAAAACCCACAACGUCGUCAGCACUACAAACUCUCUCUCCACCAAAUCAGCAAGCAAUGCGUGCGAGGCAUCUGUUGGACGCUCCAGCUACAUGGGUCCCACCGCCAGCUCCCGAGCCAAGAUGUCCCGGAGCAGCUCUGUGGAGGGUAUGAACGUUUCUACAUCCCUGGAGACUCCUCUUAGUGCCCCGACUGUGGACUUAAGCGUAGAGCAAUGUAAAGAGAACGUGCUCCCUCAUCCAAUACCAGCUCUGUCCACUCCUGCCGUGGGUAACCACAGCGCCCGGGCAGCUCUUCGACUGGACCUGAAUGCCCCUGAUCGUGCCAGCCUGUCACCUGCGUCGCUCAAGAGCCGUCUAGCAAAGGUCGAGCAGACGGAGACUCCUCGUCGACAGGCUUUGGUGACGCCCACAGAGAUGCGUUCACUGGGUAAAGAGUGUCGACAGCAGAUCAGCAUUAUCGAGAAGAGUUUGACUCCUAAGAGCAGAUUGUCAGCCGGGUUGGAAAUGUUUGCGGGGAACACCAAGGAAUCAGAAAUCAAUGUUGAAGACAACACGAACUCAGGGCUGUGUGAUAAUGAACAGUCAUCAUGUCAGAUUUCAGAGACAGACUCGGACACGAUACACAGAGCGACGUCUACAGAAACAAAAGAUGACGUACAGGAAGACUUAGGUUUUUCAGCAGAAACGUCAAGCGUCCAGAUGUGUAAGGAGAUGGUGAAUGAACUGUGGCACACAAUCCAUAAAGCAGCUGACUUUUACAACAAGCUUUGCUCCACGCAAGAGUCAUCCGAACAGCAGGAGCAGAUGAAGAGUAUUUUGCAGGAGGCGUUUGUGGGUGUACAGACGGAGUUACACUCCCUCUGCCCUCAGGAGACCCAGAGCAGCCGUCCCGUGCCGGAGGAUUCUCCCGGACGCCAGCUCAGAGAUGACAGAGCUGUGGCGCUGCUGGAGAAAUACUCUGAGAUGCUCUUGCUGCGGAUGACGGAGAAAGGAGCCAGUGCUGCACUCCAGUGACCGCUCGGCGUUACGCAUCAAAUUCUUUUGCCUUUGCUUUUGAGCUGUUGUAUAGCUAUUGGCCAAAAACCUUAAGGCAUAUUUCUAGAAGCACCUUUGAGUCUGAAUGGCUUUCAUUUAGUUUUGAGCUUUUAAAUAAACGUGUUAAUGCAUCGUUGAAUUGUUUACUUAAACAUUUUGAGUAUCCAAAGGCUUUUUAAUGGGAAUCUUUGUACACUACAUUUCAAUACUUGUGUAUUUGGUCACAUACACUUUUUUGUCCACAGAUUUCCAGUACUUAUCAAGGCAGAUUUUGCAGGUAGACAAAAUGGACAUUUUUAAACAGUGUUACUUUUAAUAUACGACAAGUUGAAUUAUGAAUUGUGUACUAAGGGUUGUUUUAUUUGUUUUUUGAAACCAGCUUUUGUAGUUCUGCACCAUUUUAUGCCGUCACAACCACGCAGACCGGCUAGGUGUGUUGCGUUAUGUUGAGUGUUCCUUAAAAUACUGACGUUUAGAAGUUUGGUAAAUGUCAGGCUGUGACUCACUUUUUGCUUGUCACUGGUGUGCUAUUUAUGCUUUGUGUCAUGUUGAUGUGCAAUCUUUUCUUUCACUUAAAUGUUUAGUUACCUUUUAAGGCUUACAUUGUAAAUAUGUUUUAAUCUGCUGCUUACAUUCUAUUUUAAUAUUAAACAUUGAAAUGUU
Messenger RNA from Triplophysa rosa, 5550 nucleotides. It is a transcript of the gene wdr62, whose product is annotated as WD repeat domain 62. The coding region runs from base 280 to 4866 and encodes 1528 amino acids. Gene Ontology annotation, molecular function: protein binding. The transcript has 32 exons. NCBI's taxonomy places the organism in Eukaryota, Metazoa, Chordata, Actinopteri, Cypriniformes, Nemacheilidae. The record is from RefSeq and is a predicted model, not a curated record.